Molecule: messenger RNA, 3441 nt
Organism: Closterium sp. Naga37s-1
Lineage: Eukaryota; Viridiplantae; Streptophyta; Zygnematophyceae; Desmidiales; Closteriaceae
Source: the annotation of a GenBank genome assembly
AUGCGCCGUUCGAAUUCAUGUGACACGUCACCCGUCUUUCUCGGUCUGGUGUACGUGAGUCAUAAUGCGAGCGGAGGAAGAAGCAGCGGGGAAGGAAUCUUCUACGAAUCUACUGGGAUGCGUGGACAGUCCAGUGUGAGAGAAGUGGACGUCGCCACAGGGAAGGUUCUCAAGAAGGUGCCUCAGAGCGCUCCGGUGUUCAGUGAAGGGCUCGCACUCAUCAACGACAGGCUGUUUCAGUUAGCGUGGCAGGUGAAAACGGGAACGAUAUACAACCGCAAAAGUUUGCAAAAGAUAGACCCCCGCUCACACACCUCCUUCACCCACCGCUCUCAUGCGGCUCCUUCCAGGCAGCUUCCGCCACCAGAUGACGGACGCGCUGCACAAGGUGAAGGUGACGGAUGGCGGCACACCUAUAGUGCGGAUCAACGAGUUGGAAGUGCGGUGAUGAUGAUGGGAGCAGCUCGAUGGUGGGGAGCAGCCCCACCCCCACUGCCCCCCCGCCUGUCCUGCCUCCAACCGCUCCCGUUUGCCUUUCUCCCCCUCAACCCCCCACCCAUCUCAGCGCUGCACAAGGUGAAGGUGACGGAUGGCGGCACACCUAUAGCGUGGAUCAAUGAGCUUGAAGUGCGGGGCGGGCGUAUCUAUGCCAACGUGUGGCAGACGGAUUGCAUCGCGGUGAUCGACCCGCUGUCAGGGCGAGUGGCGGCCUGGAUGGACCUGCAGCGCCUGCGGGCGAGUGGCGGCCUGGAUGGACCUGCAGCGCCUGCGGUCGAGUGUCAAGUGAAUGGUGUCAGGGCCAGUGGCGGCCUGGAUGGACCUGCAGCGCCUGCGGUUAGUGCUGUGCUGGUUGGGCGAGUGGCGGCCUGGAUGGACCUGCAGCGCCUGUGGGCGCUAGCAGCAGCCCAAGUGAAGCCCAACCAGGAGUUUGAUGUGCUGAACGGCAUUGCAUGGGAUGCACAACAGAGGCGCCUCUUUGUCGACGCAAAAGUCACCUCACAACAGAGGCGCCUCUUUGUCACGGGGAAAUACUGGCCUCGGGUGUUCCAGAUCGCUCCCAAGACCCUCACAAGAUCAACUGCUGAUGACGUGGCAGCCAUUCGGCUGAGCCACGUGGUGGUGCUCAAGAGCUUCGCCAUGAAGCCGAUGCCAGGUGUCAGGCUCACAUUGGUCACUCGGGACGUGCACACGCCUUACAGCGGCAUGCUGCCAGGCCUCGUGGCCGGCCACUACACGUACGACGACUGUCACAUCGACCUGCGCCCCUUGGCCCAACUCACCAACGCUCGCCUGCUGCACUGCUGCGCCUCUGGCAUUGACCUGGAUCAACGUGCUGUGGUGCUGGCGGAUGGGCGCCCCCCCCAUUCGCUACGACUGCCAGGAGCAAAGGAGCUCACCCUCCCAGUGAAGCCCAUCGACUCCUUCACCCACCGCUGGGAGGCUCUGCGGUCACGCAUCCUCUCCCUCGCCCCUGGCUCUAGUGUCCGUGUGGUGGUGGUGGGAGGGGGCGCAGGAGGGGUGGAGCUGCUUCUGGCCAUGCAGCACCGACUGCAGCAGGACUGCCUGGUUCUCGAUGCUGCAGUGGUGGCAGUGAGACAACGAGGAGUGGAGAGCGGUGGAGAGGGAGGGGAUAGAGAGGGAGCGGUGGAUGGGGCGGAAGGGGAGGUCGGCAGGGGAAGCAGCAGCGGGGCGGGUGGAGGGGAAAAGAGAGAGUCGGCGGUGCAAGGAGGGGUGCUGGUCUUGGAAGGGGGAGAGGAGGUGGAGUUUGACGAGUGUGUGUGGUGCACACAGGUGGGUGUGCUAGUGUGCGUGAGUGAGCAAGAGGGCCUAGCUCUCGACAGCAACGGCUUCAUCCGAGUGGGGGACACACUAGAGUCGAUCAGCCAUAGAGGGGUGUUCGCCGCAGGGGAUAUCCACUCGUCAAUUGCCCAUAUCCCCCCACCUCCCGCCUGCCCCAUCUCCUGCCAAACCCCCCCAACCUCCUACGUAACACCCCUGCUUCCCAGGGAGGAGCAGCCUCCUGGCUUGGCCAAACGGGACCGCAUAGACCGGGCGUUCAUGCAGCAGUUCAACCAACUACCUGCCAUGCCGUCACCUCCUCUCCCCACCAUCCCCGUCGCACACACGGCCGGGCCUGAAGCGCUCCUGGCACUCAAAAGCAUGCCCAUGCGGUGUGGGGGGUGUGGCUCCAAGGUCGGCCUUCCCUUCUCUCCCGCGUCCUCACUCGUCUCGCAGCUCUCCCCAGCCGCCCGCCUGGCCACCCGGAAAUCCUCCUGGGGCUUGACUCACCUGAUGAUGCCGCUGUGCUGGCGAUUCCACCUGAGGGAAAGGGCGGCUGUCAGAGCCCAGUGUUGGUGCAAACGGUCGACUUCUUCCGCUCCUUCCUCUCCGAUCCGCACACCUGUGCCCACAUACCUGCCACUGCCGCCCUCCCUGCCACAACAAGCCAUAUGCUUUCCCUCUGUCUCCCUUCUCCCCCUGUCUGAGCAACCAGAACCCAGUGGUGGUGCAAACGGUCGACUUCUUCCGCUCCUUCCUCUCCGAUCCGCACACCUUUGGUCGAAUCGCUGCUCUCCACGCUCUCACAAAUUGCAUGCUUCCCCUUUUUCUUUCAUCUCUCCCUCGCUCUCCCACCAGAGCCCAGUGUUGGUGCAAACGGUCGACUUCUUCCGCUCCUUCCUCUCCGAUCCGCACACCUUCGGCCGCAUUGCCGCCCUACAUGCUCUCAGUGACUGCUUCGCCAUGGGUGCUGACCCCGUCUCAGCGCUCGCUAUAGUCACACUGCCCUAUGGUACCGAGGAGAAGAUGGAGGAGGAGAUUUUCCAGCUCAUGCCAGGGGCCAUCUGCGAAUCAAAAGCGCCCCUUUUGCUCUCCCUUCUCCCUCCCCCUUCCCUCCACUUCUCCCCCUUCCUUGUCCGACUCAUCCAUCUCCCCCUUCACUCCCACUCCCCCACUUCUCCUUUCCACUCUCAUCAGAUGGAGGAGGAGCUUUUCCAGGUCAUGGCAGGGGCCAUCCGCGAAUUGGAUGCUGCCACGUGUCAGCUGGUGGGAGGGCACACUGUGGAGGGUGCUGAGCUGUCGCUGGGGUUUGCUGUCACGGGAUUGGCUGACAGAGACCGGCUGCUGAGAAAGGCGGGCAUGCAUGAGGGAGAUGCCAUCAUUCUCACCAAGCCCAUCGGCACGGGAGUCAUCUUUGCAGCCAACAUGCGAUGCAAGGCCAAGGGACGGUGGGUGGAUGGGGCGAUCGAUAGCAUGCUGGUGUCUAAUCAGGACGGUGCACGGCAGUGUGUGGAGGAUGGCAUUUUCAGCUCGCUGCAGGAUUCGAACCUGCGCCUGAGACGAGCAAUCACCAACUACGAGGAGGCAUCCGCCCAUCUGCUCACUCUGCUCCUCUUCGACCCGCAAACAGCCGGAGGGCUGCUCUUUUCUUUCCAUCCCUAA